Messenger RNA from Paecilomyces variotii, 1536 nucleotides. RefSeq names its product MFS transporter. NCBI's taxonomy places the organism in Eukaryota, Fungi, Ascomycota, Eurotiomycetes, Eurotiales, Thermoascaceae. Gene Ontology annotation, cellular component: membrane. Gene Ontology annotation, biological process: transmembrane transport. The record is from RefSeq and is a predicted model, not a curated record. The transcript has 6 exons. The coding region runs from base 1 to 1536 and encodes 511 amino acids. Gene Ontology annotation, molecular function: transmembrane transporter activity.
AUGGAGCUCCCAGAGUACCCGGGCGUCUCGCCAGCAGCGCAAGAUGAUACUAUCCGCCCAGCUGCUAUUCACGAGGACAAACCAGAAGUGAGUCGUCUGGAAGCGGCGUACUCAAACCCUUCUACGGCAGGACCCGCAAUCGAUCCUCUUGUAGAGAAACGCUACCUGAGGAAGUUGGAUCUGAGACUGCCAGUACUCCUUGGAGCUCUCUAUCUCCUCGCCUUUUUGGAUAGAUCGAACAUUGGAAAUGCGAAGAUAGCUGGCAUGCAGGAGGACCUGAAACUAUCUGGAAACCGCUACCCGUGGCUGCUCACCAUCUUCUACAUCUCAUACGACCUCUUCGAGUUUCAGGCGUUUAUGUGGAAGAUUGUGCCCCCGCAUCGAUGGGCGGCGCUGGUUGUAUUUGCAUGGGGUAUUUUUGCGACAUGCCAGGCAGCUAUACAGAACUGGAAUGGGGCAAUGGCCCUCCGCUUUCUCCUUGGUGCCGCAGAGGCUGAUUUCGGGCCAGGCGUCCCAUAUCUGAUGUCUUUCUUUUAUCGUCGCCAUGAGCUUGGUCUCCGCUGCGGUCUGUUCCUGUCUGCUGCUCCUUUGGCCAAUACCUUUGCAGGAGCACUUGCUUAUGGUAUCACGUCUGGCCAUUCGAAGCUGGCGAACUGGCGCCUUCUCUUCUUGGUUGAGGGAAUCCCCACACUGCUGAUGACCCCAGUUGCCUGGUUUUACGUGCCUGACUCUGCGCAAGACGCAAAGUUCCUUACCGCGGAGGAGAAGGAGAUUGCGAAUGCCAGAGGGCUCAGGCAAAGUGGCACCCUCGAACGGGAGAAAGGCAUUGUAUGGAAAGAUAUUUUUCUGACUUUACUAGAUGCUAAGCCCUGGUUAACAGCGUUCAUGUACUUCAGCUGCAAUGUCAGCUUCUCUUCGCUUCCUGUUUUCCUUCCGACCAUCCUGAACGACAUGGGCUUCACGGCCGUCAAUGCCCAGGGAUUGACCGCGCCUCCUUAUUUCCUUUCCUUCCUCAUCACUAUCUUGACCACAUGGAUCGCGGAUAAGUCCCAGCAGCGUGGUCUCAUGAUUGCUUUCCUGUCAUUACUUGGAGCGGUUGGAUAUGUUCUUCUUGCUACUUGCACCUCGGUCGGAGUUCGCUACUUCGGUGUGUUCUUGGCUGCAAGCGGCGUCUUCCCAGCAAUUGCCAAUAUCCUUCCUUGGGUUCUGAACAACCAAGGUUCUGAUACACGCCGUGGUAUGGGCAUGGUCCUUCUCAAUCUGAUCGGCCAAUGUGGACCGUUCCUCGGAACGAACGUCUUCCCAGAAACGGAUGCUCCUCGUUACGUCAAAGGCCAGUCUAUCUGUGCUGCAUUCAUGUUCUUCACCGCAUUUCUGGCUCUCUUGCUGCGGACGCUUCUCGUCUGGGAGAACAAAAAGCUUGACCGGACAUACGGAACCAGGGAAGAAAGGGCAGCCCGGGCAGGGGAGGAUGACAAGGAUGCUCAGAACUAUGCAGAGGCCAACUAUGGACCCGCAUAUAGAUAUGUCCUUUGA